GUAUUAAGAUGCUUUCCCCAAAAGAUAUUCUGCGAAAAGAUCUGAAGUUGGUCCGUGGUUGUCCCAUGACCUGUGCUUUUGUGAACAACUGGGAAAAAAUUGAACAGUUCCAUAGCAGACCAGAUGACAUUGUGAUAGCCACUUAUCCUAAAUCAGGUACUACUUGGGUUAGUGAAAUUACAGACAUGAUUCUAAAUGAUGGAGAUAUUGAAAAAUGUAAGCGAGGUUUUAUUACCGAAAAAGUUCCAAUGUUGGAAAUGACUCUCCCUGGAUUAAGAAUAUCAGGUAUAGAACAAUUAGAGAAGAAUCCAUCACCCCGGAUUGUGAAAACACAUCUACCAACUGAUCUUCUUCCUAAGUCUUUCUGGGAGAACAAUUGCAAGAUGAUUUAUCUGGCUCGUAAUGCCAAGGAUGUUUCAGUCUCAUAUUACCAUUUCGACUUAAUGAAUAAUUUACAACCUUUUCCUGGUACCUGGGAAGAAUAUCUGGAGAAAUUCAUAACCGGAAAAGUGGCCUAUGGUUCCUGGUUUACUCAUGUUAAAAACUGGUGGAAAAAAAAGGAAGAACACCCAAUACUUUUCUUGUACUAUGAAGAUAUGAAAGAGAAUCCAAAGGAGGAAAUCAAGAAGAUCAUUAGAUUUCUAGAGAAGAACCUGAAUGAUGAGAUCUUGGAUAGGAUCAUCAAUCACACCUCAUUCAAAGUGAUGAAGGACAAUCCUUUGGUAAAUUAUACACAUCUACCAACUACAGUGAUGGAUCAUAGCAAAUCCCCUUUUAUGCGUAAAGGGAUGGCUGGUGACUGGAAGAAUUACUUCACAGUGGCCCAAAAUGAGAAAUUUGAUGCAAUUUAUAAGACAGAAAUGUCUGGAACUGCACUUCAAUUCCGCUCAGAGAUUUCACGUGUCUAAAUCACAGAUCUGAAGAAAUAAGAGAUUUUCUGUAGUUGAAUGAAACGAGGGCAGUUAUGAAUUGAUUUGGGCACUCAAAUGAAUUUAUGAAGGAGAAUAAUAUGCUUUU
Molecule: messenger RNA, 1017 nt
Organism: Macaca mulatta (Rhesus monkey)
Lineage: Eukaryota; Metazoa; Chordata; Mammalia; Primates; Cercopithecidae
Gene: SULT1B1
Product: sulfotransferase family 1B member 1
Molecular function (GO): sulfotransferase activity
Source: RefSeq, marked provisional